Peromyscus eremicus (cactus mouse) is the source of this 3023-nucleotide messenger RNA. RefSeq names its product sarcalumenin (gene Srl). The coding region runs from base 1 to 2739 and encodes 912 amino acids. NCBI's taxonomy places the organism in Eukaryota, Metazoa, Chordata, Mammalia, Rodentia, Cricetidae. The transcript has 8 exons. The record is from RefSeq and is a predicted model, not a curated record. Gene Ontology annotation, molecular function: GTP binding.
AUGAGGGCGCUGCUCCUGCUCUGCUGCUGCCUGGCCCCGCUGCUGCUUUCAGGACAAGCAGAACUGCAAGUCUCUGCUUCGGGUGGCACAGAAGAUGUUGGCAAUUUGUUGGAGAAUCAUUUCUCUGCUGGAGAUGCAAGUCUAGAGGAGAAAGAAAGGGCGCUUUAUGCAGAUGCGGCCCCUGGAGACAAGAACCUGCUCCUUCACUACCCAGACGGCAGGGAGGCUGAGAGCUUGGAGCAGACCCCAGCAGGGGCCCCUUCCACUGCCAACGGCCAGGGCUCCGAAUCUGAAGCUAGCCUGUCCAAUACCUCAGCUGCAGAGUCAGCUCCAUCUGGGGAUGCUGAAGGGCCUGGGGAGGAAGAGAAGGGCCCAGCAGCAGGCACCCUUUCUCCAGGAGGGGUCGAGGGGCCAGAAGAAGAGAGGCCAGAGUUCAGUUCUGGAGGGGAACCAGGACAGGAGGAGGUUGGGCCGGGGCUCCCCACAGAGGGGGCUGCCAGUAUGGGGGCAGAAGUACAAGAAGGAAGUAGUGAGGUCCCUGAGGAAUUCCAGGGGAGUGUAGGAGAUAGCCCCAUGACAGAAGCAGCAGCAGGGACAGCAGAGUCUGCAGCCACCCUGGUCCCUCCUAGCACAGAGGGAGCAGAAGGCGAGGGCGACAAAGGGUCUGGUCACCAAUCCGCAGAGCCAGAUGGAGUUCAGGAUGCCACAUCUGCUGGAGAUGAAUCAGAAGCUGACACAGCUGCAGAAGCCAGGGAGCGGGCAGAGGACCAGCCCCAGGGCCACGCCCUGCAGACGGAAGAUGAAGCCAUCUCAGGGCCUGAUCCCCAGCCCCCUGACCUCGAUGCAAUCUCUGACAACAUGUCUUCUGGAGUAGAGGCAGAAACUGCAGAACGAGCAGCUGACCAGAGCCAAGCUGAGGUGGAUACAGAAGCUGGGGAGAAGGCUGAGGACCAAGGGGAACCUAGACCUAGUCAAGAGGCCAAUGAGAAGUCUGGGGACACCCAGAGUUCCAGGGAGACAGAGAACUACCCUCCUGAGGGCCAGGUGUCAGGGAUGCCUGAGGAGGGCCCGGCUGAGGCCUCCUCUGAGGAAGAGGGUGGUGAAGAAGGUGGAAGUGAAGAAGGUGGAGCUCCGUCUACAGAAGAGUCUGAAGAAGGCAGUGGUGAUGGAGCUAGCUCAGAAGAAGAGCAGGACGUCCCUGGGGAGGCCGGAGAGGCCCAGAAAGCAGCAGGAACCACAGAACACGAGGUGGAAGGCACCCAGCUUGAUGUGGAAGAUUUGGACACAGGGUCCGAGGGUGGCAAGACCCAGGAUACAGAGGCGGAGGCAUCCAAAGAGAGACAUCAGGGCAGAGGGAAUCCUGUAAUUGCUCAUCAGGAAGAGACUGAGGAUGUGAGUGAAGAGGCUCCCAUGAGGGACCGCUCCCAUAUUGACAAAACCCUGAUGCUGAAUGAGGACAAGCCAGCUGAUGAUUACACAGCGGUACUGCAGCGGCUGCGGAAGAUCUACCAUACAUCCAUCAAGCCCCUGGAGCAGUCUUACAAGUACAAUGAGCUGCGACAGCAUGAGAUUACAGAUGGGGAGAUUACUUCCAAGCCAAUGGUGCUGUUCCUGGGACCGUGGAGCGUCGGCAAAUCCACCAUGAUAAACUACCUCCUCGGGCUAGAAGACACUCGCUACCAGCUUUACACAGGUGCUGAACCCACCACUUCCGAGUUCACUGUCCUUAUGCAUGGGCCCAAGCUGAAAACCAUUGAGGGCAUCGUCAUGGCUGCUGACAGUGCCCGAUCCUUCUCACCACUGGAAAAGUUUGGCCAGAAUUUUCUGGAGAAGCUGAUUGGCAUCGAGGUUCCCCACAAACUUCUAGAACGAGUCACUUUUGUGGACACACCAGGCAUCAUUGAGAACCGCAAACAACAGGAAAGAGGCUACCCCUUCAACGACGUGUGCCAAUGGUUCAUCGACAGAGCCGACCUCAUCUUUGUUGUUUUUGAUCCCACCAAGUUGGAUGUGGGGCUGGAGCUGGAGACACUCUUCCGCCAGCUGAAGGGACGGGAGUCUCAGAUAAGGAUCAUUCUGAACAAGGCUGACAACCUGGCCACACAAAUGCUCAUGCGGGUAUACGGAGCUCUCUUCUGGAGCUUGGCCCCUCUUAUCAAUGUCACAGAGCCUCCACGGGUUUAUGUCAGCUCCUUCUGGCCACAGGACUAUAAGCCUGACACCCACCGGGAACUGUUCCUCAAAGAAGAGAUCUCUCUCCUGGAAGACCUGAACCAGGUGAUUGAGAACAGAUUAGAGAACAAGAUCGCUUUUAUCCGCCAGCAUGCCAUCCGUGUCCGAAUCCACGCUCUCUUAGUUGACCGCUAUCUGCAGACUUACAAGGAUAAAAUGACCUUCUUCAGUGAUGGGGAACUGGUUUUUAAGGACAUUGUGGAAGAUCCUGAUAAAUUCUACAUUUUCAAGACCAUCCUGGCAAAGACCAAUGUCAGCAAGUUUGACCUUCCCAACCGUGAGGCCUACAAGGACUUCUUUGGCAUCAACCCCAUUUCCAAUUUCAAACUCCUCUCUCAACAGUGCUCUUACAUGGGGGGUUGCUUCCUGGAGAAGAUUGAACGGGCCAUCACCCAGGAGCUCCCCAGUCUUCUGGGGAGCCUUGGGCUUGGGAAGAAUCCAGGUGCUCCUAACUGUGACAAAACAGGCUGUGGUGAGACCCCAAAGAAUCGCUACAAGAAGCACUAGUUUGUGUGUAGCCAUUUUCGGGUCCCCACUGGCGAAUGAGCUUAUGUCCUAACUGUCUGAGAAGUCCUGGUUUAUUAACCCUUUGAGCCAUACUGGUGACAAUCAGUCUGCAUUGGAGAUUAGGGAGUUCAUUGAGGCCGGUGAAUCAGGGAAGGAACAAGGGUUCUAGGGAGGAGAGUGGAAACUGUGAAUUAUAGUGUGCUUGUCUUAUUGCUUCGUUAGAAGGCCCGACAUGGGCAAGCCAGGCUUCCCUUGUUUUUCCUGGGUCUCGUCUUGGAGGGACA